CUAUCUGAAUCAACCAAGUUCUCCCCUUCUUGUAAAUUAUGGAGGAGGUUUGAUAUUAACAGCUUACACAAAGCAGGAGAUGUGAUUUUGGGGGGUCUUUUUGAGGUACACUACAGCUCACUAUUCCCUGAGUGGAUAUUCACUUCAGAGCCACAAGAACCGGGCUGCAGUGGCUUUGACCCUUUAGGCUUCCGACAUGCUAUGACAAUGACUUUUGCUGUUGAAGAAAUAAACAACAGCACUGAGCUCCUUCCAAACUUGACCCUGGGCUACAGUUUGUAUGAUAACUGUGCCACGCUGGAUAUUGGCCUCAGUGCAGCUCUGUCAAUGGCCAGUGUGCAGACAGAGAGCUUUGUGCUACAGGAAAACUGCACAGGGAUUCCUCCUGUAAUUGGUAUUGUGGGUGAUCCCUUCUCUACAUUUUCUAUUGCAAUAUCAAAUGUUCUGGGUUUAUUUCGACUGCCAAUUGUAAGUUAUUUUGCCACAUGCUCUUGUUUGAGCGACCGACAAAUGUUUCCUUCCUUUUUUCGGACUAUUCCAAGUGAUGUCUUUCAGGUCCAUGCAGUGAUGCAGAUUCUAAAACAUUUUGCCUGGACAUGGGUGGGGCUUCUGGUCAGCGAUGAUGACUAUGGCCUCCAUGUUGCCAGAGCUUUCCAGACAGACUUUGCCCAGGCUGGUGAAGGAUGCCUGGCUUACACAGAGAUCCUGCCUUGGGGUUAUGACCUGGACAUUUACAGUAAAAUAGUCGACGUGAUCAAAAGCUCGUCUGCCAAAGUCGUGAUUGUGUUUGCCCAUCAGAUGCAUAUGAUUCAACUCAUAACUGAGGUGGUUAAGCAGAAUGUUAGAGGUUUGCAGUGGAUUUCCAGUGAAGCUUGGACAUGCGUUGAGGGACUUCACACUCCUGAAUUCAUGCCAUAUCUCUCUGGAACGUUGGGCAUUGCAAUCCGUCGAGGCGAGAUGCCGGGAUUCCAAAACUUUCUUCUAAACAUAAAUCCAAAACAAAACUCUAAAGAAAAAGACAUGGUUCACCAGUUUUGGGAGCACACAUUUGAGUGUAGGUUUGCUCCAGCACCUGCAGAGUGGACAGAAGCUGGAGGAGCUUUGUGCACUGGACAUGAAGAUCUGCAGAACAUAGACACUGAGUUCCUGGAUGUGUCCAACCUCAGACCAGAGUAUAAUGUGUAUAAGGCUGUGUAUGCUUUGGCUCAUGCUCUGGACCAACUGCUGCGCUGUGAACCAGGGAGAGGGCCGUUCCCUGGGAACAGCUGUGCCACUCUGCACACACUGGAGCCAUGGCAUCUCUUGUAUUAUCUGGAAAAGGUUCACUUUACAACACAGUUUGGAGAUGAGGUAUUGUUUGAUGAGAAUGGGGAUGCUCUGCCCACAUAUGACGUCAUGAACUGGCAAUGGCUCCAAAAUGGACAAACAAAAGUUGUAAAUGUGGGUGAAUUCAAGAAAUCAGCCUUCCAAGAAGAGAGGAUUAUACUCUAUGAGCAUAAGAUUAUGUGGAACAUGCAAUUCACAGAGCCUCCUCGGUCAGUGUGCAGUGAGAGCUGUCCUGCAGGAAGCCGCAUGGCCAGACAAAGAGGUCAGCCUGUGUGCUGCUUUGACUGUAUCCUCUGUUCUGAGGGCACCAUCAGCAACACCUCAGACUCCAUGGACUGCAGCGUGUGUCCAGAGGACUUCUGGUCCAGUCCUGCUUGUGACCAGUGUGUUCCUAAGAAAACAGAGUUCCUGUCCUACCAUGAGCCUCUGGGGAUCUGCCUGACCACAGCCUCACUGCUGGGAGCAUUUAUUUGUGCCGCUGUGUUUGGCAUCUUCACAUAUCACCGCAGCACACCACUGGUCAGAGCUAAUAAUUCAGAAAUGAGCUUCCUGCUCCUGGUGUCUCUCAAACUGUGUUUCCUGUGUUCUCUGCUGUUCAUUGGACGUCCCAGACUGUGGACAUGUCAGCUGCGACAUGCAGCAUUUGGGAUCAGCUUUGUGCUGUGUGUCUCUUGUAUUCUGGUGAAAACCAUGGUGGUGCUGGCUGUGUUCAAGGCCUCAAAACCAGGAGGUGGUGCCACCUUGAAGUGGUUCGGUGCAUUACAGCAGAGAGGGACAGUUUUUGCUCUUACAUCUGUCCAAGCAGUCAUCUGCGUUGCAUGGCUUGUAUCAGCCUCACCAACACCUCAUAAAAACAUCAAAUAUCAUAAUGACAAAAUAGUUUAUGAAUGUGUAGUUGGCUCAACUAUGGGUUUUGCUGUUCUUCUAGGCUACAUUGGUUUACUGGCUUUGUUGAGUUUUAUGUUAGCAUUUCUGGCCAGAAAUCUCCCUGAUAAUUUCAAUGAGGCCAAACUCAUCACGUUCAGUAUGUUGAUGUUCUGUGCUGUGUGGGUGGCCUUUGUCCCUGCUUAUGUCAACUCUCCAGGUAAAUAUGCAGAUGCCGUGGAGGUAUUUGCCAUCCUGGUGUCUAGUUUUGGCCUCUUGGUGGCGCUGUUUGGACCAAAAUGUUACAUAAUAUUACUGAGACCAGAGAGAAACACAAAGAAUGCAAUAAUGAACCGUUGUAAUACAAAAGCAUAUAACUAA
Messenger RNA from Periophthalmus magnuspinnatus, 2571 nucleotides. Its product is annotated as extracellular calcium-sensing receptor-like. The record is from RefSeq and is a predicted model, not a curated record. NCBI's taxonomy places the organism in Eukaryota, Metazoa, Chordata, Actinopteri, Gobiiformes, Gobiidae. Gene Ontology annotation, molecular function: G protein-coupled receptor activity. The transcript has 9 exons. Gene Ontology annotation, biological process: G protein-coupled receptor signaling pathway. Gene Ontology annotation, cellular component: membrane. The coding region runs from base 202 to 2571 and encodes 789 amino acids.